Molecule: messenger RNA, 2143 nt
Organism: Malania oleifera
Lineage: Eukaryota; Viridiplantae; Streptophyta; Magnoliopsida; Santalales; Ximeniaceae
Product: elongation of fatty acids protein 3-like
Exons: 1
Coding region: 287-1204 (305 amino acids)
Biological process (GO): sphingolipid biosynthetic process; fatty acid elongation, polyunsaturated fatty acid; fatty acid elongation, saturated fatty acid
Cellular component (GO): endoplasmic reticulum membrane
Molecular function (GO): fatty acid elongase activity
Source: RefSeq, a predicted model, not a curated record
GUCUCGACUUCCAUGAUUUUUCUCCCUUGAGGGACCAGCGCCACCAUCACCCCCAACCCAGACGCAUAAAUACAUUAAAUUUUUUUUUAAAAAAAAAAAAGAGCUUGUCAUCUUUACGACCUAGCUGACGGUUACACUUUGCGAAAUCCAAAAUCUCCAUUAUAAAAAAGCCAGCCAUUCAUCUCCUUAUUUUAAUCCUCUCCCCCUCUAUCCCUCCCCAGCUUCCUUCACCUGCUACUCCUCUCACUCUCUCUCUCUCUCUCUCUUCUGAAAAGAAAAGGACAAUAUGUUGCAGAAGGACUCAUCUCCGCCGUCCGUUCUUUCUCUCAUCUCAUCACCAUCGGACAUGAGGAAGACGAUUCAGGGCUUAAACUACUGGCUAUCGGAGCACCCGUCAAUAAUCCGGUUCAGGUGGGGUGACAACCAGUCACUCGGGUCCAACACCUGGGCCUUCCUCUUCGUCUCCAUGGCCUCCUACAUCGCCUUCUCCCUCUUCCUCCACCUCCUGCUCGCCCUGUUCCGCCGCCGGCGGCCCGUCCCCCUGGGCCCCAUCCCUGCCGUCCACAGCCUCUUCAUGGCCCUCGCCUCCGCCACCAUCUUCGUCGGAAUCCUCCUCUCCGCGGCCGCCGAGAUCCGCGAGACCCGCUGGUUCUGGCGUCGGUCGAAGACCCCACUCCAGUGGCUGCUCUGCUUUCCCCUGGGGACGCGCCCCUCGGGCCGGGUCUUCUUCUGGUCCUACCUGUUCUACCUCUCCCGGUUCCUGCACAUGCUGCGUACAUUCAUCGCCAUCCUACGACGUCGUAAGCUGACCUUCUUCCGGCUCUUCAACCACUCCAUCCAGCUGUUCACGGCGUUCAUGUGGCUGGAGUUCUCGCAGUCGUUCCAGGUGCUGGCGAUCCUCUCGACGACGUCGGUUUACUCGGUGGUAUACGGGUACAGGUUCUGGACCCAAAUCGGGUUGCGGGGUGCGUGCUUCCCGUUGGUGGAGAAUUGCCAGAUGCUGGCGCUGGGCUGCAAUCUGGUGUGGCACGUGGGGGUGUUUCUGGUGCAUUUCAUGAUUAAGGGGGACUGCAAUGGAAUUGAGGCGUGGGUUUUCAAUUCCGUGUUGAACUGCGCGAUUCUGCUGCUGUUCUUGAAAUUCUAUGCGAGGAAUAUGCAGACGAUGAAGGUGGAGAAGACUGUUAAAGAUAACACGGAUAACUGAUUUUGAGUUUUGAGUGGUGUCAAUUUCAUUCUGCCUGGAGGUCUUUUUCCAUCCGUCUGGCAGUUCAGGCUUUUGGCCUUGCUCAAAAAAAGAGAAAGCUAAACAAGUUGUUUAAUUUCGCACUAAAAAAUUAUCUAUUUUUUUUUUUUUCUAAAGACAAUUUGAGUGAUGGGGAAUGGGGAUUUACUCGUCCUGCAAUCUGGACUUUUUAGGCAAAAAUAUUACCACUUUUCUUCCCCCUUUAUUUCUUCUUUUUAUUUAUUUAAUCUCACCAAAGAGUGUCAAAUCUUAGCUAAUUUUAAUUUUUAAAAAUAAAAUAAAUAUUAAAAAAACUAAAAUUUUUAUUAUACUAAAAUAAAAUUAUAUUUUUUUUCAUAUUUAAGUACUUCGGUUGUAUUUAGAUUGUGGAACAUGAAUUCUUAAAAAUAAUAUGACUAUUAUUAUAGAUUUUCGACCGUCUAUGCAUAUACAAAAAGAAAAAAAAAAGUAGGUUAUUAUAAAUAAAUAAUAAUGUAAAAUAUUUUAUCAAUUUAUAAUAAAUGUAAAAAAGGGGAAAAAAAAAGUAUGUCACUGUAUCUAAAUUAUAUUGCAAGAAACUUAAUGAAUUUAUAACAAUAAAUGUAAAAAGGGGGGGGGGGGGGAAGAGUAUGUUAUUGUCACUAAAUAAUAUUGCAAAAUACUUUAUGAAUUUAUAACAACAAAUGUAAAAGAAAUAUAUAUUCCCAAAUUUUGCCAUCAAGUUAAAUUUUACAUUCUUUUCGGGGAUUCGUUUGGAUCAAGAAUUUUGUUUGAAGAAAAGAAAGGAAAAUAAUGAGAAAAUUCAUUUUUUGCUAUAUUUUCUCUUUAUAUCAAAUACUACUAAAAAUAAAAAUUUGUUAUAAUAAGAUUAAGAAUUAAGAAAAACCAAACCUUGAUAAGGUAUAAAAUCAAAUUUUUGAA